Epinephelus fuscoguttatus (brown-marbled grouper) is the source of this 1777-nucleotide messenger RNA. RefSeq names its product ras-related protein Rab-37-like. Lineage: Eukaryota; Metazoa; Chordata; Actinopteri; Perciformes; Serranidae. Gene Ontology annotation, molecular function: GTP binding; GTPase activity. The transcript has 9 exons. The record is from RefSeq and is a predicted model, not a curated record. The coding region runs from base 476 to 1165 and encodes 229 amino acids. Gene Ontology annotation, cellular component: endosome; Golgi apparatus.
CCCCCGCAGCUGUCAUUGGGCACAAUGUCAGCCUCAGAGACAGACUGAUGUUCUCACUCACAAGAAACCCUGAGUGUUGUCGGAGCUGCCGACGUCCUCACGUGCUCAGUUAAUCAUCUGCCCACGCCAGGAUGCAGAGAAAUGUUUCCGCUUGUUUGUCAUCACCGCGUUCUCUCCUGACUGGUGGAUGUUAGACGCCGCCGCUGUUUGUUUUUCAAGUUUUGACCUGUCGCUUCCGUCUUUUUGACAGUGAUUUUUUUCUUCUUCUUCUCCUUCUUCCUCUCUCCUCGGGAAGCGCCUGGUGAUCAUUUUGUGGCCACACGCAGUAAUGCGAGCAGAGGGGCUGGAGGCUGGCGGAGACCGGGACUGAUCUUCACACACACACCGUGCGCGUCUCUUUUCUUUCUUUGGACACAUCUCGGAGAGAUAACUGUGGUUUGGCUUUCUCAGCCCGCGCUCUCUUCUUGGCAUUGCGAUGUCCACAAGGAAGACAUCGUUGACGGACAAGCAGGCUAAAAACGGGACGUCAAAAUAUGUGUUGGAGAGAUGCGCUUCUAUUAACGAGUAUUAUGAUAUUGCCUUCAAGGUGAUGCUGCUGGGAGACUCGUCCGUGGGGAAGACAUGCGUCUUGGUGCGCUUUAAAGAUGGGGCAUUUCUGGGAGGCAACUUUAUAGCCACCGUUGGAAUAGACUUUAGGAAUAAAGUGGUGGAUGUCGACAACCUCAAAGUCAAACUCCAGAUCUGGGAUACAGCUGGCCAAGAGAGAUUCCGAAGCGUAACGCACGCCUACUACAGAGAUGCCCAGGCGCUACUUCUGCUUUAUGAUAUCACCAGCAAGAUGUCGUUUGACAAUAUCAGGGCUUGGCUGACUGAAAUACAUGAGUAUGCCCAGAAGGAUGUGGUCAUCAUGUUGCUCGGCAACAAGUCAGACAUGGCUGCAGAGAGGGUCGUGAAGACGGAGGAUGGAGAGAAGCUGGCAAAGGAAUAUGGUGUACCAUUUAUGGAGACGAGUGCGAAGACAGGAGUCAAUGUGGAGCUGGCCUUUCUCGCUAUAGCAAAGGAGCUGAAGCACAGAGCGACACAGCAGCCAAACGAGCCCAAGUUCCAGAUACACGACUACAUCGAGUCUCAGAAGCAAAAGUCUGGCUGCUGCGGCCAUAUGUAGCUGAUCCUGAUUACCAGGCAGAGAGAGACACACAGAGAGAGAUGGAGAGAGGGAGUUAGGAGUGGGAACGAGGUAAACAAAAAAAAAAACAACAAAAAAACAAGAAGUCUGCUGUCUUAUGAAAAGCCAAUCCCAGCACCAAAUCUGAGAAGCGGACGACCUCGUCUUCUCCACUGAGCCUUUAGCUUGAAUGGAAAUCUGGAUUGGCUGCCAUCCCUUUUCUGAAAUGUGAAUUUAAAGCUCUUUUAUGUCAUGCGUAGAAAUGUUUGUGGUCUUUGUGGUGACAGUUGUAUCAAACUACAAGUCAGGAGUUACAAUCUGAAAUGCUAUAUCCAUCUGCAGGGACUAACAGAAAACAUUUGUCAUUCUACUCUCAUAGCUGCAAACUCAAAAUCCCUCAGUGUUGGAUUCAAGAUAUGGUUCCCUUGUGAUUUAUGUAGAUAUAGAGGUUUUUUUUUAUUAUAUGGGUGAAGAAGCAUCUGUGCUUUGCCUGGGCAGAAAUAUUGCACUCAAAACUACUCCCUCAAAGUCUGCUUGAAUCCACAGUGUCAGUACCAAGUAUCUAAAUAUCUUGUUCAGCUCUGAAUAAAGUACAAUUAUCAGCAGGCCAAA